AUGAUCUAACAAAUAGUCAUUUAAACUUUAUAGCAAAAAAUAUUAUUUAUUUUAAUCAGAUGCUAAUAAAUUUAAUGGAAAUUCAAUUUUGAAAUCUCAGAAAUUUCCAUCAAACUAAAAUAUUUAAGUAAGUCCUUAAUAAAAUUUAUAUAUAAACUACUUAGGUUUUUAUUACUUUCUUUCGUUCAUUCAUUCAUUAUGCCAAAAGCACAUUUAACUAAUAAGAAGGAAAGGCCAUUUGAAAAAAUAAAAAAACUUUAAGAUAUUCUAAGUCUAUUUAUUCAAAGCAAAGUUCCUAGUCCUUGCGUGAAUUUUUCAGUUAAAUAAAAGUUUAAAAAUACUGAAGGAUUUAUUGUUUUAAAAUAAAAUUAUUAUUCUACUUAGCUAACAUUCUUCUUAAAUGUCUAAUACACAAACAUCUUAAUUUCUGCACCCUGA
Tetrahymena thermophila SB210 is the source of this 438-nucleotide messenger RNA. RefSeq lists its product as hypothetical. The record is from RefSeq and is a predicted model, not a curated record. NCBI's taxonomy places the organism in Eukaryota, Ciliophora, Oligohymenophorea, Hymenostomatida, Tetrahymenidae. The transcript has a single exon.